AUGGCGGCGGCCGGGCCCGCCAGCGGCGUCGUGCGCUUCAAGAGCAACUACGCCGUGUCACGGAGGAUCGAGCCUUUCUACAAAGGAGGGCCAGUCCAGGUUAAUCGAGAUGGAAAGUUCAUGUUUUGCCCCUGCGGGAUCAAGUUGAAUGUAAUAGAUAUAGAAACGGGAGCUCUGCUGCACAGCCUCGAGCAGGACGAUCAAGAAGAUAUUACUUCCUUUGUUCUCAGCCCUGAUGACGAGAUCCUGGUGACGGGGAGCCGAGCGCUGCUGCUGAAGCAGUGGGACUGGCGAGAGAACAAGUGUGUCCGCACGUGGAAGGCGGUGCACGUGGCGCCCGUCGCUGCCAUGGCCUUCGACUCCACCUCAACGCUGCUGGCCACAGGUGGCUGUGACAGCACCAUUAAGAUCUGGGAUAUGAUCAAGCAGUACUGCACUCACAACCUAAAAGGUUCUUCAGGAGUUGUACACCUGGUUGAGUUCCACCCUGAUAUUUCACGCCUGCAACUCUUCUCCUCCUCAAUGGACUACAAAAUCCGAAUCUGGGAUCUGAAAUCCAGCAAGUGUGUUGCUGUGUUGAGUGGCCAUUUCAGUGCUGUCACCUCCCUGGCUUUUGCUGCGGAUAAAGAUACACUCAUCAGUUCUGGCCGUGAUAAAAUCUGCAUGGUGUGGAACCUGAAAACAGGAGAAAGCAAACGAACCAUCCCUGUCUAUGAGAGUGUGGAAGCUGCUGUUCUCUUACCUGAAAAUGGAAACUUCUCUCAGCUGGGUGUGAAGAACCAAGGCUUGCACUUCCUCACAGCUGGCAGCAAAGGUGUCCUGAAAAUCUGGGAAGUUGCCACAGCUGCCUGUGUGUUUACCCAGGCUGUGCCCUUUGAGCCUGUGGAAUCCAAGGAGGAGGCCAGCGAGCGCAGUCUGACCCACUGCAUGCUUGUGCCUGGGAGGAAUCAGUUUGUCACCGUGUCCGUGGAACACAGCAUUGUUUUAUAUGAUGCUCCAACUCUCCAGCUCAAGAAGCAGUUUGCAGGUUACAACGACGAGGUUCUGGAUGUGAAGUUCCUUGGACCUGGUGAUUCUCACAUUGUGGUGGCUACCAACAGCCCUCAGCUGAAGGUGUUUGAGCUAGCAACAUCACACUGCCAGAUCCUGUAUGGCCACACAGAAACGAUUCUUGCUUUGGAUGUCUUCAGAAAAGGCCUGAUGUUUGUAAGCUGUGCUAAGGAUAAAAGUCUUCGAGUCUGGCGGAUGCGCAAAGAUGGAAAAGUGACCUGUGUAGCCCAAGGACUGGGCCACGCACAUGUGGUGGGCACCGUCUCUUGCUCAAGAUUGAAAGAAAGCUUCAUAGUGACAAGCAGCCAGGACUGCACAGUAAAAAUCUGGAAUAUUCCUGAAUCCCUCACAUCCAAAGCAAAAGCAGCCUUGAUCUCCAGUCCAGAAAACCUUCAUGCCCAAGUGACUGAGAGAGGUCAUGACAAGGAUAUAAACAGUGUGGCAGUCUCUCCAAAUGACAAGCUCAUCGCCACAGGCUCGCAGGAUCGGCUGGCCAAGCUGUGGUCCUCUUCCGACUGCUCCUUGCUGGGUGUCUUCACUGGCCAUAAACGUGGAAUCUGGUGCGUGCAGUUCUCCCCCGUGGACCAGAUCUUGGCCACCUCUUCAGCAGAUGGGACACUGAAGCUCUGGGGCCUUCAGGACUUCAGCUGUCUGAAGACUUUUGAAGGUCACGAUGCCUCUGUACUGAAGAUCAUAUUUGUCAGCCGGGGCACCCAGCUGCUUAGCAGUGGUUCUGAUGGUCUCUUAAAACUCUGGACAAUUAAAACAAAUGAGUGUGUGAAAACAUUAGAUGGUCAUGAAGAUAAAAUCUGGGGUCUUCAUUCUAACAAGCAAGAUGACCUGGUUGUGACGGGAUCCAGCGACUCCUGCAUCACGCUGUGGAAGGAUGUCACUGAAAUCGAACAGCAAGAGGCACAAGCUAAGCAGGAAGAGCAGAUUAUGAAAGAACAAGAGCUUUCUAACCUGCUCCAUGAGAAAAGAUAUCUCAAAGCUCUGGGGCUGGCAAUCUCUCUGGAUCGUCCACACACAGUGUUGAUGGUGGUCAAAGCCAUCCUCAAGGAAACCAAUGGGAGAAAGCACUUGGAAGAGAAUAUCCUUCGGCUGCGGAAGGAUCAGAAAGAGGCCGUGUUAGCCUUCCUGGUGACGUGGAAUACAAACUCUCGCAACUGCCACGAGGCCCAGGCUGUCAUGGAAACCCUCCUGAAGCACGAGACGCCGGACUGCCUCCUGCAGUACUCGGGCAUCAAGGGUGCCGUGGAGUCGCUGCUUCCCUACACCGAGCGACAUUUCCAGCGACUGAGCCGGUUACUGGAGGCCUCCAUGUUCAUUGAUUUCAUGUGGCAAAACAUGAAGCUGGCUGACGUGUCCCAGCAGGAAGAUGUGACUCUAUGACCCUUCUCCUGCCAGUUGCCUCCUGAGGGGAGAGCUGGACCCCUUGGCCAGCUCUCCCACCACGCACGGCAACUGGGAUAUCUGUAUUU
Messenger RNA from Nothoprocta perdicaria, 2531 nucleotides. It is a transcript of the gene TBL3, whose product is annotated as transducin beta like 3. NCBI's taxonomy places the organism in Eukaryota, Metazoa, Chordata, Aves, Tinamiformes, Tinamidae. Gene Ontology annotation, biological process: endonucleolytic cleavage to generate mature 5'-end of SSU-rRNA from (SSU-rRNA, 5.8S rRNA, LSU-rRNA); endonucleolytic cleavage in 5'-ETS of tricistronic rRNA transcript (SSU-rRNA, 5.8S rRNA, LSU-rRNA). The record is from RefSeq and is a predicted model, not a curated record. The coding region runs from base 1 to 2442 and encodes 813 amino acids. Gene Ontology annotation, molecular function: U3 snoRNA binding; protein binding. Gene Ontology annotation, cellular component: small-subunit processome; 90S preribosome; nucleolus. The transcript has 22 exons.